Messenger RNA from Fusarium falciforme, 675 nucleotides. RefSeq lists its product as uncharacterized. The coding region runs from base 1 to 675 and encodes 224 amino acids. Lineage: Eukaryota; Fungi; Ascomycota; Sordariomycetes; Hypocreales; Nectriaceae. The transcript has 2 exons. The record is from RefSeq and is a predicted model, not a curated record.
AUGGUUCUCCCUCUGCGGACAACGCCCAACGAGGUUGAAGACUUAACAGAUCGCAUCGAAACCGAAACCGACAACUAUAUCACCGACUUCGCCGCGAGAGAAGUACUAAUUACAGAAUGGGAUCAACUCAGGCGGUCCAGGAUACCCGCUCGCUACUUCACGCCUACCGCGACUGCAAUCUUGAUGAUUGCGCCCCUGGAUAUACUCCAAGACUUGCUUCAGUCCUAUGUUCCAGGAGACCGCAUAGUCAUCUUUCACAGCAUUCAUGAAGAUAAUCCAACGCCUUGCAUCCUUAUGGGAAGAUCAAGAUUUUUGGGUACUUCGCGCCUUUUCCCGCGUAUGGGCAACGACCAGCAGGAAAUCCAUCAUAUCCAAUCGAUCCUGGAGGUGUUUUGGGGAGAAAAAGCUCCCUCAUGGAUAGCCACAUUCACCAAUCCCGACUUCGUGGAGUCUCCGCAGAACCACAUCUCACUAAACUUCGCAUCGCAAUCCUCAUUUGAUGAUGCACGCCUUGCCUUUAAACCUAUUCGAAGUGCCGACCCUAACGAAAGGCGACUUCAGCUUCACUGGCUGAAGCCCUCGGCAUUCAGGAUCUUCAAUUCCUAUUUUUAUGACAACCCCCUUCAGCACGCUGGCCUGGACGCUGAAAAUACCAAGACAUGGGGUGACAGGUGA